Molecule: messenger RNA, 3937 nt
Organism: Mangifera indica (mango)
Lineage: Eukaryota; Viridiplantae; Streptophyta; Magnoliopsida; Sapindales; Anacardiaceae
Biological process (GO): vacuolar acidification
Cellular component (GO): RAVE complex
Molecular function (GO): protein binding
Source: RefSeq, a predicted model, not a curated record
ACCCCGUGUGUGUAUAUGUAGUAAAGCUCUUCAUCAGUCCCGCUCUAUUUCACUCAGAUCGGAGCUGUAAUUUCAAAAAGAAAAGAUGCCAGAAGUAGAAUCAAGCUGUAAUUUUCGAAAUGCAAAUCCUACAGUUGAUCCCAUUGAUCAUCUUCCACUCUCUCUUCUCCGAUCUGAAUUCAUCCCGGCCGCACCCACCCGAUCUGUAUCAGCAAUCGACUGGUUACCGGAGUUUGCCGGUUACUCAUGGGUGGCGUACGGAGCAUCUUCUCUCCUGGUGAUCUCUCAUUUUCCGUCUCCACUCUCCCAAGAAGAAACCCUAAUUGGUCCGAUUUUUCGACAAAUUUUCGAGCUCUCCGAUGAUUCAACGCCCGUCACCGCCGUGUCUUGGUCCCUGGCAAUUCCUUCAAUUGGCGGCCUCGCUGCUGCCUCGGGGAAUUGUAUCUAUGUCUUUACUCAUGAUUCGGGGAGCUCUAAAGGUUCUUUUUGUUGGAGCCAGAAUGCAGUACUCAUACAACUUGCAAAGGUGGAGGCAAUUCAAUGGACAGGGUCAGGGGAUGGGAUCAUUUCCGCUGGAAUUGAGGUCAUUUUGUGGAAAAAGCAAAACACAUCCUGGGAAAUUGCUUGGAAGUUUAAAGAGAAUCAGCCUCAAAAUCUUGUUUCUGCAACUUGGUCCAUUGAGGGACCUUCUGCAACCGCAGCUUAUAUGUAUAAACCAGACCUUGUUGGAUCUAAUGAGGUAGGCAAGUGUGUUUUGAUUUGUUACAGUGAUGGAAAAUCUGAAUAUACAAAAGUCAGGUUACAUCAUCCUCAGCCUAUUGUAAUGAUUCAAUGGAGGCCAUCACAAAUAAGGCAGGGAGAUGCAAAACAUUCAUCUAGGCAUGUGCUGCUGACAAGCUGCUUAGAUGGAACUCUAAGAUUAUGGAGUGAGAUGGAUAGUGGGAGGGUUAAAAAAGUUGGCAGGGAUGUUAAUGAUAAUAAAACCAUGAGGCGAUCUUUUUGUGUUGUUGCUGUGAUUGAAGUAAAUCAGGCCUUGGAUGGAGACCUUGGAAUGGAUGUAUUUUUUACAUGGGCAACAGAAAACCGAAGUAUGUUUAAAUCCAGUGAAGGAGACAACCAAUUUAUUACUGCUGAAUUUGAGCAUGGAGGGGCUGGCAAAUGUGAGUGGUUAAUUGGGUUUGGUCCUGGAAUGCUGGUCACUUUCUGGGCUAUCCAUUGUCUUGAUGACAUCAAUCCCUUAAGGUGCCCACGAGUUACAUUAUGGAAGAAACAAAGCCUGGAAUCUGGAACUCUUAGUAGAGCUGAUUUUUCAAGUUUUAAGGAGCAACUAAUUCUUAAUAAAGUUGUCAUUUCAAGAAACUCCCUUUCUGGUCCUCCAACUCUUUGUUCUUUGAUUCGUCUAUCACCUUGUAACUCCUUAGUCUGGUCCUUUUUGCACACCCAAACAUCAAAAAGUAUAGAGGAUAUAUCUCCAAAUGAAUCUCAAACGGGAAAGUUCUUGCCAUUUUCAGCAUGUGGGGUUUUAGAUAUGGAUGGCCACACGGGGAAAAUCUUACAAGUUGCUGUGCAUCCUUGUGCCUCUGAAGUUGAACUUGCUGUUUCUCUUGACUCUAAUGGGUUGCUGUUAUUCUGGUCUCUUUCGACCAUUUCAAAUAGCAUCUCUGCCUUCCCAACGUUGAUUCCUACAUGGAAACUAUGUGGAAAACUUGAAACUCAAGGUUUGUGUUCGAAAUAUACAUCCUUGAGCUGGGCUCCUUCAAUGCUGCUUGAAGACAGGGUUCUUCUUAUGGGUCAUGUUGCAGGAAUAGAUUGCUUUAUGGUAAAGGUUUCUAUAACUGAAGAGGAUGAAAUAUCAUGUAAUUACAUAUGCACUAUACCUCUUAGUGGUCAUAGGGUUUAUGAGGAAGGUCCUUCAAAUAUAUAUACUAUACCUUUGCCUUCUUGUAACAUUAAAAUGGUAAAGUAUAAUAAAUUUAUGCUUUUGGUUUGGAUGAAUGGGUUUGAGGCCUUAUCAUGGGAAAUCACCUUUCACCCUGUUGAUUUACUGGGAAGUUGCUGUGAAUGUAAUGUUGAAGAUAAUUUUGUUAAAGGCAUUGCCUGGAAGUUUGAAAUUUCUACUACUGAUAAAAGAUAUUGCAUUGUUGUCUGUCUGCGCUCAUCCCAAUUUCCUGAGGCUCACACAAAUAAUCAAAUUACUAGUUUUGCUGUGGUCUGUCCAAGUAGUCUGACACCUGUGGAUAAAAAAUUAGCUGAUGAUGAUAUUUGCAGCAAAAUUCCUGCAUAUACUAUGGCAACAGGCUCCUCUGAGGGUAUUUUGAAACUGUGGCGAAGUAACCUUGGCAGCCUCAACCCUGACAUGCAAUGGGAGCUUGUAGGUAUGUUUGUUGCACAUCAAGGUCCUGUUUCUACUCUGUGCGUAACUAAUUGUGGCCGGAAGAUUGCAACUGUUUCUUCUAAAAGUGAUUCAAAUGCUGUGAGCACACUUUCUGUAUGGGAGUCUGUAUACCUUACAGGUUUUGGCAGUUUCAUAUUGGAAGAUACAUUAUCCUUUGACAGAAGUGUUGUUGCUGUAAAUUGGCUAACUUUUGAAAAUGGUCAAUUCUUACUUGGUGUGUGCAUGGAGAAUGAGCUGUGGAUAUAUGCACAGAGGCGCUGUGGCGGUCAGACUUUGCUGAACUCUAAAAAGUCUUUGAAAAUGCAAAUUUGGUUGUGCAUUGCAUUUGCUCAUACUUCUUCUGCUAUUCAUGGCCUGUUUUCUGGUCACAGGGCCACAGCUAUUGUUGUGCACAAUAGCUACUUUAGUCUAUUUAGUAGGUGGCUGUUUCUCACUGACAAAGAAAAUCAGGGCAAAUGCCAUUCAAAUUUUGUCAAGGACAACUCUUCUUGUCUUGACUAUGGAACAGGGACAAACGAUCUUUGUGCUGUGUCCACUGGUUGUGACAUUGGUGCUUCCAAAGUUUCAUCAGUUGAAGAUCUUAGAAGGGAAUGCAAGUCUCCUCUUUCUGUGAUGACCGAUAUGAAAAGUGAUCUACCAAGAUAUUUGUUUGUAGAAAGUGAUCAACUUCAAUUUGGUUCAGGAAUCAUGCUUGGUUCCUGGAGCUUGCUGGAAAUUGCUGAGAAGUAGGGAUCUUUGCCUGCUUAUCAUCCUGAGGCACUCCUCACAAAUUUAUAUUCAGGGAAUUGGAAACGUGCAUAUAUAUCUGUCAGGCAUCUCAUUGAAUACCUUACUGCACUUGAUGUCUCAGAGAAGAGAUGUCCCUCCACAAAGUCUGGCCAUAUUGUCCCACAGAUCCUUUUGUCAAAUUAUUAUGAAGGGUUUCUUUCCAAAGGUUCUGCCAAUAAUGAAUUUAAAUGGAGUGGGGUUGAUACAUCGAUGACAUCUUCUUCACAGUUUAAUGGAGGCAUUACUGAGUUUGCUUACAAUUUUGAGUCAGCUGAUGCUUCCACUUACAUGAUUAAUUCAUCUUCUCCGAAAUCUGAACUUUGUGGCUUAGCUGAGUCUUUUGAGAAUUUAAAUGGCCUACCAGCUAUAUCCACCAUAGAUAAAAUGGAAAUUCUUGCAGUUGUUGAUCUACUCAAGGAAGUUAGUAAUAUGCAGUCCGCUUCAGCCUACGAAAAUCUUGAUGAACCUGGCCGAAGGUUUUGGGUGGCAUUAAGGUUUCAGCAACUACACUUUUCUCGAAGGUUUGGUAGAUUGGCAUCUGUGGAAGAGUUGAUGGUUGAGUCUAGGCUUAUAGGAUGGGCUUUCCACUCUGAUUGUCAGGAAAUUUUUGGUUCUGUUCUAACUAAUGAACCAUCUUGGCCAGAAAUGCGGGCACUGGGUGUUGGAUUUUGGUUCGCUAACAUGACACAAUUGCGUAUAAGGAUGGAGAAACUGGCAAGAACACAGUACCUGAGCAAAAAUCCUAAAGACUGUGCACUUUUAUAUAUAUUCUGA